This is a messenger RNA of Emiliania huxleyi CCMP1516, 657 nucleotides long. RefSeq lists its product as hypothetical. Bases 1 to 657 code for a protein of 218 amino acids. The record is from RefSeq and is a predicted model, not a curated record. NCBI's taxonomy places the organism in Eukaryota, Haptophyta, Isochrysidales, Noelaerhabdaceae. The transcript has 2 exons.
AUGAAGCGCGCUCGCCAGGACGACUCCGUGGCCCGCAUCGGCCAGGCGCUGCUGGACUCGCGCCAGCAGCGACGACGAGGUGCCAAGAGUGCAGCUGGUGCCGUCAGCGGAGAAGCACGAGCUUCCUCCGGCGACAGGUCGGCGGUGCGCAACCAGGAUGCAUCGCAGAUCCUGCGGCACGGCUUUGUUGAGACGCCAUCCACCCUCCUCGAGCCAUCGCUGCGAGCGGCACUCCUAGCGCGCGCGCAGGCGGGCGGCGGCCACGACAUCAGCAACGCAAAGGAGCUGCGCAUCGGAGGCUCGCUGCUGCAGUGCGUUCGCGACGCCGUGUGCUCGUCUCCCACCGUGCGGCAGGCGGCGCGUGAGGUCUUCAGCACGCCGUACGUCUCGAUUCCGUACGUCUCCGUGCUCUCGACACACCCUGGGCAGCAGCCGCAGCUCCCGCACGCCGACGACACGUGCAACCGCGAGCUCAUUGGCCUCAUCCACCUGCGGCCGGGGCAGGCGCCGACCCGCUGCGCUCCCUACGACAGCAGCAGGACGUGGCCCACGGGAUGGACGGCCAAGUGCACCGCGUGUGACGCCGCCGUCCCGCUCACCGACAAGAUGUACCGCGAGCGCCGUCACCUCCGCAUCGGCUUCCGGGCGCGGACAUAG